Molecule: messenger RNA, 1725 nt
Organism: Penicillium atrosanguineum
Lineage: Eukaryota; Fungi; Ascomycota; Eurotiomycetes; Eurotiales; Aspergillaceae
Product: glycerol kinase
Exons: 4
Coding region: 1-1725 (574 amino acids)
Biological process (GO): triglyceride metabolic process; glycerol metabolic process; glycerol-3-phosphate biosynthetic process
Cellular component (GO): mitochondrion
Molecular function (GO): glycerol kinase activity
Source: RefSeq, a predicted model, not a curated record
AUGCGCAACCCAUUUGAAUUGGAUGGCAGCGUCGAUGGCGACUCGGAGCCUCCGAACGAUUUUGAAAUCAGCGAGCAAUCCUCCAACCAAUUCGAUGUUGAGAUCCGACCGCAUCAAACCGACGAUGGGGACCGCUCCUUGUUGCAGGAUGAAGAGCGACGAAACGACGAUCUAAAGGAGCGUUUCAUUGGUACUAUUGAUCAGGGUACAACCAGCACACGCUUCAUCAUCUUCGAUUGUACAGGUGUCCCCAUUGCCAAAUACCAGACCGAAUUCCGUCAAAUCCACGAACACCCAGGAUGGCACGAGCAAGACCCUUACGAGUUGGUAGAGUCGGUCUUCAUUUGUAUCGAGGAGGCCAUGAAAACCUUCCUCGCCCUGGGUCACUCCCGUUCCGAUGUCGAGGCCAUUGGGAUCACUAGUCAGCGAGAGACUGCCCUAGUCUGGGAUUGGGAAACUGGGGAACCCCUGCACAACGCCAUUACCUGGACCGAUACACGGACCGCCAACUUGGUGCGUGAACUGAAGAACAAAAAGGGCGCGGACGACCUAGUCAACAUUUGCGGUCUGCCCCUCUCUACAUACCCCUCUUCGGUGACGUUGCGCUGGAUGCUGGACAACCUCCCCGACGUCCGAUCCGCCUACGAUGACGGCCGUGCCGCCUUCGGUACAGUCGACUCUUGGCUCAUCUACAACCUCAAUGGUGGCCCGCAAAACAAGCGCCUCGUCACCGACGUUACCAACGCCUCCCGUACCAUGUUCAUGAACCUCGAAACCUUGCAAUAUGACGACCGCCUUUUAGAUUUCUUCGAUAUCGACCGUAACAAGAUCCGACUUCCUGAGAUUCUUCCCUCCGCCGACCGGGAGGGCUUCGGUGAGAUCUAUGAGGGUCCGUUGGAAGGAUGUCCCAUCACCAGUUGUCUGGGUGACCAGGCCUCGGCGCUGGUCGGCCACUGUGCCUUCACCCCAGGAUCCGCCAAGAACACCUACGGAACCGGUUGUUUCCUUCUCUACAACGUGGGCGAGAAGCCCGUCAUCUCCAAACACGGCCUUCUCGGCACUGUCGGAUUCCAGCUGGGCCGGGACCGCAAACCCGUCUAUGCCUUGGAAGGCAGUGUCGCCGUCGCAGGCAGUGGUGUUUCCUUCCUGAUGAACAACAUGGGUUUCUUCCGCGACUCGCGCAAGGUCAGUGAUCUUGCUGCCACCGUUCCGGACAGCGGAGGCUGCAUCUUCAUCACUGCGUUCAGUGGUCUCUUCGCGCCGUACUGGAUUGAUGACGCGCAGGGCACCAUUUGGGGCAUUACCCAGCACACACAACGAGGACACAUUGCUCGUGCUACCAUGGAGGCCGCAUGCUUCCAGACCAAGGCUAUUCUCGAUGCCAUGGAGAUGGACAGCGGCAAGAAGUUGACAGAGCUGGCGGUGGACGGCGGCAUGAGUAACUCGGACAUUUGCAUGCAGACACAAGCCGAUAUCAUUCAGAUCCCCGUCGAACGACCCGCAAUGCACGAAACCACCGCCCUAGGCGCCGCCAUCGCCGCCGCCUUCGCCAUCGACGUGUGGAAGGACUUCUCCGACCUGAAGCACAUGAACCGCGCCAACCGAGCCACUUUCGAACCUAGUAUUACCCCCAAAGCCAGCCAAAAGAUGUACAAGAAAUGGUCCAAGGCCGUGGAGAUGUCACGGGGCUGGAUGGAUGUCGGCGAAGAUUCCGACGUUGACUAA